CCAAGAAGGCUUGUGCUGUAUUAUUUAUUCAAAUUCUAAGUAAAGCCCAAACUGCUGCAUAAUGUUGCCUCUGCGUAGGCGUGAAAUGUUGCUAAUUCUGUUGUCUCUAUUUAUGUUUUAUAGUCUCCUGUCAGAAAUUUGCACAAGAAACAGUAGAGACAGCGAGGAUGUAAGCUAUGCUCAAAAACUCUGUCUGGGAAAAACUCCAUCAGCAUGCAUUCCACCUCUUCAAACCUUUCCUGCGGCUUAUAAAACUGCAAAUCCUUAUCACUUGCUAGCAUGCACUAUACAAAAAAACUUUUCUACAAUGCUGACUGCUAUCAUAUGCUACCUCUACAACGAAACUGCAUUUAUAGAAAAUGGCAGGAUCAUUUCACAAGAACUCUAUUUUGAGAGAUUCUGCAAGGAUAGCAAUGAAUACUGGUCUUUAUCCGCAAUUUCACAGAAGCUUGACACUGAUCUACGCAUAUGGACAAAGCUUGCAGUAAUACGCGAUCCUUUUGAGCGAUUCGUAUCUGGUUUUGCUGACAAAUGCCUAAAAAGGCGAGAAUGGGAAGGUUUUCCCCUACGCUGUGGCGGAUGCACAACGAAUUUGACCUGCUUCAUGGAGAAAUUGUACUAUAAGAUGAUGCAAUGGAGACCCGAUUCAGAUAAACGAGACUUUGACGCUAAUCACUUUUUUCCGCAAAGUUGGCGAUGUGAAUUCAACUCGCACUUGAGUGAUUACCACAUACUGCAAUAUAACACCUUCAAUCCGUCGAAAUUAGUACGGAAUCUUCUAGCAAUAUUGAAGGAACAAAAUGUUUCUGACUUUUCUAUUGACUACAUAGAGCGAUCCGUCUUUUAUGCGCGUACCAAUCACAGCACGAUGGGAACAGUGGAACAAGAAGAAACAAGAAGAAGCAUACUCUCAAACAGUUACUUAUUGGACCUUCUUAUCAAAAUGUUUUACUAUGACUUUGUUCUGUUUGGUUUCCCAUUUCCCGUCGCAAAUCAAGUUUCGAAUUACGUGUAGUCACAAGGAAUCAUUUCAACAAAACAAC
Molecule: messenger RNA, 1043 nt
Organism: Cylicocyclus nassatus
Lineage: Eukaryota; Metazoa; Nematoda; Chromadorea; Rhabditida; Strongylidae
Source: the annotation of a GenBank genome assembly